AUGAAGGGGUGUAUUUUCAACAUCGACGGGGGGUAUCUAGAAGGGCUGUGUCGUGGUUUCAAGUGCGGAAUUCUGAAACAAUCUGAUUACUUGAACUUGGUACAGUGCGAAACAUUGGAGGAUUUGAAGCUCCAUUUGCAAGGUACCGACUAUGGCACUUUUCUCGCCAAUGAGCCCAGCCCAUUGGCUGUUUCGACAAUUGAUGACAAGCUUCGUGAAAAAUUGGUAAUAGAAUUCCAACAUUUGAGAAAUCAUUCUGUUGAGCCCUUGUCUACAUUCCUGGACUUCAUCACUUAUAGCUAUAUGAUUGAUAACAUCAUUCUGUUGAUUACUGGUACUCUACACCAAAGACCCAUUUCUGAGCUCAUUCCAAAGUGCCAUCCAUUAGGAUCAUUUGAACAAAUGGAAGCUAUACAUGUUGCUGCUACUCCGGCCGAAUUGUACAAUGCAGUCCUUGUCGACACUCCAUUGGCCCCAUUCUUUGUUGAUUGCAUCAGUGAACAAGAUCUUGAUGAAAUGAAUAUUGAGAUCAUCCGUAAUACCCUCUACAAGGCAUACUUGGAAGCUUUUUAUGAGUUCUGCAAGCAAAUUGGUGGAACAACUGCUGAUGUUAUGUGUGAAAUUUUAGCAUUUGAAGCUGAUCGCCGUGCAAUCAUUAUUACUAUAAACUCUUUUGGCACUGAAUUGUCCAAAGAUGACCGUGCCAAAUUGUAUCCCCGUUGCGGAAAACUGAAUCCAGAUGGGCUGGCUGCACUUGCAAGAGCUGAUGAUUAUGAACAAGUUAAAGCAGUUGCUGAAUACUAUGCAGAAUACUCUGCUCUUUUUGAAGGUGCUGGCAGCAAUGUUGGUGAUAAAACCUUGGAAGACAAAUUCUUUGAACAUGAGGUGAGUCUUAAUGUGCAUGCCUUUUUGCAACAGUUCCACUUUGGGGUGUUCUAUUCAUACCUAAAGUUAAAGGAACAAGAAUGCAGAAAUAUUGUGUGGAUAAGUGAAUGCGUCGCCCAGAAACACCGUGCAAAAAUUGACAACUACAUUCCCAUUUUC
Molecule: messenger RNA, 1044 nt
Organism: Iphiclides podalirius (scarce swallowtail)
Lineage: Eukaryota; Metazoa; Arthropoda; Insecta; Lepidoptera; Papilionidae
Source: the annotation of a GenBank genome assembly